Bursaphelenchus xylophilus (pine wood nematode) is the source of this 1159-nucleotide messenger RNA. Lineage: Eukaryota; Metazoa; Nematoda; Chromadorea; Rhabditida; Aphelenchoididae. The record is from the annotation of a GenBank genome assembly.
AUGUUUCUCUCCUAUUUAUUGAUCAGUUUGAUCGGCCUUUCCACGGCGCAACAGCUCAGGCCCGAGUUUACAAUUACCGCGAGAAAAGUGAGUUAAAAAAGAUAAAAUCUUGAGGAUACCUUAUUAAUUUUUAGAUUCGUCAAUCAGACAACAGCGAGUCGAUCAAUGCGGUAGCUGGGCCUCAAAUGUGCACGGCGGAGGAUUGCAAUAACCAUGGGACUUGUUUUGGAACCAAGUCCAUGCCAUUUUGUAUUUGUCAAAUCGGAUUUGCUGGAGCGAGAUGUCAAGAGUGUAGGUGGAUGAAAUACGUGACAGUUCGUAUAUAGCCUCAAUUUUGAAAAGGGUAGAAAUCAAUCUUAGGGACUUGGAGUGUUUUUAGGGUACUACGGAAUGUUGGGAAGAUAAUGAACGCUCUGUCUCUUCAAAAAUUGCAUAUUAUUAUAAUUGUGUCGCGGUAAAAUCAAGUCAGACUAAUGAGAAACGUAUUUUAAAAGUUACUUGAUAAUAAGCUCAACUUCUGCAGCGAAAAAUUCAAAUUCUUAUUCAAAUUACAAGAUUUUUAUAAGUCUGUCGAGAAAGUAAUAUAUUUUGCAUCGAAAAUCGCGUCAUCGCCAAGAAAAUAUUAUAAAGAAGCGAACGAGUUGUGCUCCUUAUUUUCCCGACAGACUGAUAAUUACAACAGUGCAAGUACCAGGAAUGUAAUGAGCAAAAUGUGACUGUACCAAUCGCGUCGCCACAAUGAAAAGAAAUUUGAUUUGGCCGCGACAAAAUUCAGCCGAUGCAAUUUUAGACUCGGCAUUGUGCUUAUUAUUUCUCGACAGACUGAUGCAUCCGAUGACUUGCUAGUUUUUGCAAGGUUACUGUCGAAAAGAUGAAUUUGGAGCUCACAAUUCAGUGCUCACUUAUUCCAUUUUCAGCCUACUGCGACAACACCCGCGAAUGUUCGGGCCAUGGUUGGUGCAUGGGAACCACCUCGCAAUACACUUGUCUCUGCAACCUGGGCUACAGCGGCACAAAAUGUGAGAUUGUUGGGGUCGCAGUCAACGUGACGGACCCGGUAACGGCAGAGGUCCGCGAAAAGGCCACAACUCUCGCGCCCUCGGAUGGGCCCACCAAUAACGAUGCUGAGGAUGAGAAACAAUUGACUGGUCAAUUGUAA